This is a messenger RNA of Gadus morhua (Atlantic cod), 1468 nucleotides long. It is a transcript of the gene rab11bb, whose product is annotated as RAB11B, member RAS oncogene family, b. The coding region runs from base 164 to 820 and encodes 218 amino acids. Gene Ontology annotation, molecular function: GTPase activity; GTP binding. Lineage: Eukaryota; Metazoa; Chordata; Actinopteri; Gadiformes; Gadidae. The transcript is spliced from 5 exons. The record is from RefSeq and is a predicted model, not a curated record.
GUUGAGGAGCUUUCCUUUCCUGCGGCCAGCUUGCUUUGACAGCCAACACUGGCGCAGAGUCUUGUCACAAUUUCUAUCCUUUUUAUUGUAUGUAACGACAAUUCAUACACACACACUUCAAUAUCCUCUUCAGACAAGAAGUGGAGGACCGGCCUCGUCUAGAAUGGGGAACCGAGACGAUGAAUACGAUUUCUUGUUCAAAGUUGUGUUGAUUGGGGACUCGGGCGUAGGGAAGAGCAACCUUCUCUCCAGAUUCACACGCAACGAGUUCAACCUGGAGAGCAAGAGCACCAUCGGGGUGGAGUUCGCCACGCGCAGCAUCCAGGUGGACGGCAAGACGAUAAAGGCCCAGAUCUGGGACACGGCCGGCCAGGAGCGCUACAGAGCCAUCACCUCAGCGUACUACCGGGGGGCGGUGGGCGCCCUGCUGGUGUACGAUAUCGCCAAGCACCUGACCUACGAGAACGUGGAGCGCUGGCUGAAGGAGCUGCGUGACCACGCCGACAACAACAUCGUCAUCAUGCUGGUGGGCAACAAGAGCGACCUGCGCCACCUGCGGGCGGUGCCCACCGAUGAGGCCCGCGCCUUCGCAGAAAAGAACAAUCUGUCAUUCAUAGAAACAUCUGCCUUGGACUCAACAAAUGUUGAGGAAGCUUUCAAGAAUAUCCUAACAGAAAUCUAUCGCAUCGUAUCACAGAAGCAGAUAGCCGAGCGGUCCGCCCACGAUGAGUCCCCGGGAAACAAUGUGGUGGAUAUCAGUGUUCCACCCACCACCGAUGGGCAGCGGGGGGGCAAACUGCAGUGCUGCCAAAACCUGUAACCCACGGCAACUGGUCUACCACACCUGGGGAGAUUACUCAUUCAAAAUCGUUUUUGUCAGUUAUGUUGAGCAUUUACUUUCUCUCUGGGCACCUCCAGUGUUUACUACGAGAACGAUCGGACGAAGUGCACUUAACAGAGCACACAGAGCACGUCGGUCCCGCCUGAUCUCUGCAUAGAGCCGUCAUCCCAGAAAGUAUGUAAUUGAAUAGAUUUUCAACGGUAAUCUCACCCAGAUUGGCUGCAUUGGCUAUUGUCCCGAAACGCGACUGAUGGUACUGCUAUGGGUUGCCACGAUGUAUAAGCUGUGAUAGCCUUAGCGGUGUAGUGUCGCCUGAGCCCCUCUGCCCCUACAACACUACCCCGCCUCGGCCCUGUGGGGCUGCUCCUCAUUGCUCCGGCUCAGGGACCGGCAUGUGAUGUCAUGCGUGAAUGAGCUUGGGUCCUGUGUCAGUGGUACCUGCAGUCCUGGUUUCGCCCCCUCUCAUCCAGUCCAUCAUCUCAAAAUUGGUCGUUACGCUGCUAAAGCUUACUUCAAUUAGUGUAAAAUAUAUUCUUGUUUUCUUUAUUUCUUUAUUUUUUAAAUGAUAGCUUAUCUGCUCACAUACAUUAUAUUAAUGCCAUGAAAUUAAAUUUUACAAUAUUAAGA